AUGACUCCUCAAAAGGUCUACUCACGUUCUGAGCUUGAGAACAUGCGCUUAGAACUUGGACCUAAAGAAAUUUUGAAAAUAUUCUACUCGCCGGGGAUGGCUUUCGAAGCCUUCCCUACCAAUUCUCAACGACAGGACAGCAUUUCGACUACUGGCUUUGACGAACGCCACGACGUGGAAAUACAUGCGGACAUGAUCCGGGCGAAUAUCUACAAUGCGUUCGCUGAUCAACAAGCUACCUAUGGUAUACCAGUCAGAGCAAGGUUCACUCUAUGCCCACAAGCUAAACAGCCGAUUCCUCGAGUUCUUCGAGAUACCCUCGUCGACUAUUUCUACUUGCGCAAAGGCGCCGAAAACCCCCUUAUCAAGCAAUGUCCACACGAUCUGAACCGCUACUUGACGGUUAUGCCUUUCCUUGGCGAGAACAGUGUCAUGGAUGCGCCAGUCAACAGGAACGUGGUGAUUUCUCUUCCAGAAAUGGUGGAAAUUGGCAUGGACGUGGAAAGCAUCUCCGCGACUAUCGGCGACGCUCUCGCCAUGUUCGUCUUCAAGUGUGGGCUUUACUACUUCGGCUAUUUCUGUUUCCGCAUCGUUGCUGAGAACAAGGGUGAUUCACCUGGUCCUGUCACUGUCGGCAUAAUUGUCUCUGAUUCUCCGCGCGACGUGAAGCAGCGACAUGCGGAUACAACCCGUGCAACAGAAGACAUGGUGCGGAUGGCAGAAGCUGUGGAAUUACAAGUACCUUCUCCUAUCGAGUCACCCUACCUUUGGAACAUCUUCAAAACGGCGUUUAUCGCCCGGGGCAAGAGGUACUGCUGUGCCAUUCGCGAUACGACUCCAGAGGGGAUGAUGGAGCUUUUCGAGGAAAUGUAUGGUCGCCCUGAGAGUCAUGAUAAGCUUUGA
This is a messenger RNA of Fusarium venenatum, 903 nucleotides long. RefSeq lists its product as uncharacterized. NCBI's taxonomy places the organism in Eukaryota, Fungi, Ascomycota, Sordariomycetes, Hypocreales, Nectriaceae. The record is from RefSeq and is a predicted model, not a curated record.